GUUUAUGAUUUAAUUAGCGUUUUUAUUAUUUGUUCUAACACUUGGAUAAGACAUAGAAGAAGAAGAGUAACUUAUUAUGUUUAUUUAGACUCUCUAAAAAAAUUGGUGCUUGUUGGAUGAAAACUAUUAAGGAUAUUAAUAAUGAAAAAGAUUAUAUGGGCAAAAUUAUUCAAAGUGUAGAAAAUGCUAAUAAAACAUUGAUCUUUCAUAAAAUAUAAAUGUCUAUGAUUUUGUAAUGUGAAUCUUUGAUUGAUAUUAAUAAUGAAGUAAUUUUUAAUUAAUAAUGUUGAAGAAUUAUUUAACUUUAAGUUAUAAGGAUGUUGUAAAGGAUUUUGAUUAUAAAUAAUAUAUUGGAAUAGAAUUUAAAUUAACUAAAGAAGAAGAAACAUUAUUGAGAAUUAUCAAAAAAAUGGAGAAGGACUUAGGUGAAUUAAACAAAUAAAAUUAAAUUAAAUAAUAAUAUAAGUAAACAUAAUAGGUUGA
This is a messenger RNA of Paramecium primaurelia, 483 nucleotides long. NCBI's taxonomy places the organism in Eukaryota, Ciliophora, Oligohymenophorea, Peniculida, Parameciidae. The record is from the annotation of a GenBank genome assembly.